Messenger RNA from Cucurbita moschata (crookneck pumpkin), 1526 nucleotides. RefSeq names its product actin-97-like. NCBI's taxonomy places the organism in Eukaryota, Viridiplantae, Streptophyta, Magnoliopsida, Cucurbitales, Cucurbitaceae. The record is from RefSeq and is a predicted model, not a curated record. Bases 187 to 1320 code for a protein of 377 amino acids. The transcript has 5 exons. Gene Ontology annotation, cellular component: cytoplasm.
CCAGCAAUGGACGCGUUCUCGUGGAUCCAACGGUUCAUAUUAAAUCUCCCUCCCUUCAUCCAAUCCGUCUUCUCCGUUUCCUCCUUUAAAUUCUUCUCUCACUCUCUCUCUGUUUUUCCCUCGCUUUCGUUCUUCCCUUUCACUCCUCCAUUUGGAUCGCAUCGCAUUGUCUAAAGGUAUUAGAAGAUGGCAGAUUCUGAGGAUAUUCAGCCUCUCGUUUGUGAUAAUGGAACGGGAAUGGUCAAGGCUGGGUUUGCUGGAGAUGAUGCUCCAAGAGCUGUGUUUCCUAGUAUCGUAGGUCGUCCUCGCCACACUGGUGUGAUGGUUGGGAUGGGUCAGAAAGAUGCUUAUGUUGGUGAUGAGGCUCAAUCCAAGCGUGGUAUUUUGACACUGAAAUAUCCAAUUGAGCAUGGUAUUGUUAGUAACUGGGACGACAUGGAAAAGAUUUGGCAUCAUACUUUCUAUAAUGAGCUUCGUGUUGCACCAGAGGAACACCCAGUUCUCCUAACCGAGGCUCCUCUUAAUCCGAAGGCCAAUCGUGAGAAGAUGACACAAAUCAUGUUUGAGACAUUCAAUACUCCAGCCAUGUACGUGGCCAUUCAAGCUGUUCUUUCCUUGUAUGCAAGUGGACGUACAACUGGAAUUGUGAUGGACUCUGGUGAUGGUGUCAGUCAUACGGUUCCUAUAUACGAGGGGUAUGCCCUCCCACACGCCAUCCUUCGUCUUGAUCUGGCGGGUCGUGAUCUCACAGAUAACCUGAUGAAAAUCCUCACUGAGCGUGGGUACUCUUUCACCACAUCUGCAGAGCGGGAAAUUGUGAGAGAUAUGAAAGAAAAGCUGGCAUAUAUUGCCCUUGAUUAUGAACAGGAGAUGGAGACAUCCAAGACCAGCUCGUCUGUCGAAAAGAGCUAUGAAUUGCCUGAUGGACAGGUGAUCACCAUCGGAUCGGAGAGAUUCAGAUGUCCUGAAGUUCUUUUCCAACCUUCCAUGAUAGGAAUGGAAGCAGCAGGCAUUCAUGAGACUACAUACAACUCCAUCAUGAAGUGUGAUGUGGAUAUCAGAAAGGACCUGUAUGGCAACAUUGUCCUAUCUGGUGGUUCGACCAUGUUCACCGGCAUCGCUGAUAGAAUGAGCAAGGAAAUCUCUGCCCUCGCCCCUAGCAGCAUGAAGAUAAAGGUCGUGGCGCCGCCUGAGAGAAAGUACAGUGUCUGGAUUGGAGGAUCCAUCCUGGCAUCCCUUAGCACCUUCCAACAGAUGUGGAUUGCCAAGGCAGAGUAUGAUGAAUCUGGACCGUCGAUUGUGCACAGGAAAUGCUUCUAAAGGAAGAAUAGAAAGAUUCAUUGGUGAAGAGAUUGGAGCAAAAAAUGGUGUGUUUUCUUCUGAAAUGGAAGCGUUUUUCAGCUCCUCCCCUCUUUCACCUUAGCUUUGUUUAUUCCUUCUGUCACUCAAAUUUUGGAGCCCAUAAGAAGGCCUAAAUUUUGAUUGCUAAAAUGGUUCAAAUUCUUUCAUAUGUUUUAUAAUUAAUU